This is a messenger RNA of Nothoprocta perdicaria, 1035 nucleotides long. It is a transcript of the gene STEAP1, whose product is annotated as STEAP family member 1. The record is from RefSeq and is a predicted model, not a curated record. Gene Ontology annotation, cellular component: plasma membrane; endosome. The transcript has 4 exons. The coding region runs from base 7 to 1035 and encodes 342 amino acids. NCBI's taxonomy places the organism in Eukaryota, Metazoa, Chordata, Aves, Tinamiformes, Tinamidae.
UCCGCAAUGGAGAAGAGGGAAGGUGAUAAUUGUACUAUUGAUCCGAACACAGCUCAAAGCAUCAAGCCAAGAAGAAAUACAGGAAAUCUUAGCAACUUGAACGUGGAUAUGCAAGUCACCAAUAUACCAGAAGCAGCUGCACUUUUUAGUGUACAUCAAGCACACCAUUUUGGUGAGUUUGAAUACUCCCCAGAACAGCACUGCGAGCAGGAUCUAUUCCCCAAUUGGCACCUGCCAAUGAAGAUAGCAUCUGUGAUCUCAUUCUUAAUGUUCAUUUACACAUCUCUGAGAGACGUCAUAUAUCCUUUUAUAACCAGAAAAGAAAAUGCUUUCUAUAAAAUACCAAUUCUCGUAAUAAACAAAGUUCUACCAGUGGUUUCAAUUACCCUCUUAGCACUGGUAUACUUACCAGGAAUAUUAGCUGCUGGUUUCCAGCUGUACUUUGGCACCAAGUACAAAAGGUUUCCCCAGUGGCUGGAUAGAUGGAUGUUGUCAAGAAAACAAUUUGGACUUMUCAGUUUCUUCUUCGCCACAAUGCACGCCUGCUAUAGCCUAUGCUAUCCAAUGAGAAGAUCAUACAGAUACAAGCUGCUGAACUGGGCAUUCCAGCAGGUCCAACAAAAAAAAGAAAAUGCUUGGAUUGAACAUGAUGUUUGGAGAAUGGAAAUUUAUGUGUCUCUAGGAAUUCUGGGACUUGCUUUGCUGGCGUUAUUGGCAAUAACAUCAAUUCCGUCUGUCAGUCACUCAUUGACCUGGAGAGAGUUCCACUACAUCCAGAGCAAGAUGGGAUAUUCAGCUCUGCUGCUAUGCACAGUUCACGCGUUGGUGUUUGCUUGGAAUAAGUGGGUUGAUGUUAACCAAUUUAUCUGGUACACACCACCUUCAUUUAUGGUAGCAGUUUUUCUUCCUAUCCUAGUCCUGCUCUGUAAAUGCAUACUGCUCCUCCCAUGUUUUAGGAGGAGGAUACAAAAGAUCAGGUCUGGCUGGGAAGCUAACACACAAACCAAUCAAACCAACAUGACUUCCAGAUUGUAA